Molecule: messenger RNA, 590 nt
Organism: Sinocyclocheilus grahami
Lineage: Eukaryota; Metazoa; Chordata; Actinopteri; Cypriniformes; Cyprinidae
Product: septin-9-like
Exons: 4
Coding region: 237-590 (117 amino acids)
Source: RefSeq, a predicted model, not a curated record
UGUGGGUCUCUGUGUGUGGACAGGUAAAGCUGAAGGUGUGUGGGAGUUUAGUUCUAACCGAUUUAGUUGGUUUAGCAAAAGGACGACUUAAAUACAUACAUUUUGAUCGUGGUGCAUGUGCUUUGCGGAGAGCCGGAGAGAAAUUCUACGCAGCGAUCGAUCAUAUUUCAGAUGUUGCAAUCUCAGAUACGGACCUAAUAGACUAAAGUCAAAAUUCUCCGGAUAAAAAGGACCACAUGAACAUGAAGAAAACAUAUUCCGGCAUUGCGAGGUCCACCAGCGGCAGGCUGAGGAGGCCAGAGAGAGGAGAGGCAACAAGUCCUACUGGUACUGGUUCUGCACUUAAGAGGUCAUUUGAAGUGGAGGAGGAUACAUCCACAAACCCGUCCCCUCUUUCCCGUAGAACAACCAAUCCUCUGCGCUCCUCCACCUCUUCUACGAGCAGCCGUUUCCAUGACAUGAGAUCGCUCAACUCCGAGUCCACCUCGAGGCACGCUUCAGAUUCCUCCUCCAACCAGUGCUCUCCAAAGUCCAACCUGAGGCGCGUGGAGUUAUCGGGGGGCCGCGUCCCAGAGACUGUGUCGCGGUGA